UCUAAUUACUGUCGUGAGAUAACAGCUCGUAGAAUUUUCAUUUAACACUUUAUUAAUUUAACCAAGAACUUAAUAAUAGAUUAGAUUAAAAAUAACUUAAAGAUGUCAGGAGCAUCCGAAGAAUUUGAUGAAAACGAGAUUGGUGGUUUUUUGGUUGAGGAAAAAACAAAAUAUUACGAAUCGCCUGCAAAUUCAAUCUCAUUAAAGGGAGAACUACCCGAGGCACAGGACUACAAAGUCUAUGACUAUCCUCAGCAAGAGAUUGAGCGUAUCCGUGAUAGAAGAGAGAGUGACUUUAUUCCUAUGAAAGAAGAUUCUUCGCAGGAGAAGUUUCUUAUGCCGCUUUACUGUAUUACUGCUAUUUUCGCCGGUAUAAUGAUAGUUGGGCCGUUUUUAGUAAAGCGAGGACCUAAUAGAGGAAUCAUUCAAGCCAGCAUCUUGCUUACAGCAUUUUGUAUGUGGAUUUUCUGGUUCACAAUAUACUUUGGCACAAUGAAUCCACUAAUGGGACCGCGUCUAGAAAAUACGACUGUAGCUUGGAUCGCAUACAAAUUGGGUAAACCAUUCAAUACGACUUGAAGCUUGACAGUUAUAGAAAGUCGAAAUUAUUUUAUUAGUUAGUAAAAAAUGUUGUUAGUCCAGAAGAAAUUAAUUUUAAGUUUUAUUUUGUUAAUAACAUGU
This is a messenger RNA of Maniola jurtina (meadow brown), 681 nucleotides long. RefSeq lists its product as uncharacterized. The record is from RefSeq and is a predicted model, not a curated record. Bases 103 to 579 code for a protein of 158 amino acids. Gene Ontology annotation, cellular component: proton-transporting V-type ATPase, V0 domain. Lineage: Eukaryota; Metazoa; Arthropoda; Insecta; Lepidoptera; Nymphalidae. Gene Ontology annotation, molecular function: proton-transporting ATPase activity, rotational mechanism. Gene Ontology annotation, biological process: proton transmembrane transport. The transcript has 5 exons.